CUCUCUAUCUCGAAAGAUACCCGCCGAGAAGUUCCGCGCGAGCAUUCUCGGAGUUGAAAGUAAUACGCAUGCGUCUGUAAAAUCGUUUCGACCGCACCGCUCGAGAUGCGGAUAAAGCGGUGCAUCGCGUUUGGGUUGACUUCAGGACCACACGAAUAGAGUUGUCUAGCUGUUGUAUAUAAACUGUUAACUUGUUGAUGAGGAAGGUAAUAACUGGUGGAAGAAAAAAGCAAAGUGAUAAGAAAAAAGGAAGGAAAAAAGAGGAACAGGAUUGGCAAAUGAAUGAUAACAACGACGAAGAGAGAAUACUUGGAAUUCUUUCAAUUUUUAUUUGACCACAAGAAAAAUAAAGAAAAGCUUUUAAGAGAAAUAGAAGAAAAAUAAUAACAAACAUAUUCAAGAAAAAUAAUAACAAACAUAUCCAAGGAAUCUAUAGUGUCUCCUCUUGUUUUGUGUGAUAAAAAUUAUUUACUUUAUUGGACAUGAUUGUUUUUUUCUUGAGAAGAGUAAAAGAAAUAUUUAAGGGAUGAGCUGAUAUCGCUUUGUUCGGAUUUUAAGAGAGAGAAAGAGAGAGAAAGAGAGAGAAAGAGAGAGAAAAAGAGAGAGAGAGAGAGAGAGAAAGAAAGAGAGAGAGAGAGAGAAAAAGAGGGAGAAGAGGAAAAUGAGAGUGAUCGUCAAAAUGAUAGCGAUUAUGUCUACUGAUACCACUUUGUUAUCAAUAAAAUAAACGUUUAGGCAUGAUAGGCAGGAAAAGAGAAGAUUAAAAGUGGUACGUUAAAGGAAGGAAUAUAUCGUAAGAAGAAAAAAUAGACAAGGUAUUGAACGCAAAAUAUGCUUUGGAGAGUGACGGAAAGCAAAGAAGAAUUUUCGUCAGGCAUGUUUAUACGAAAAUUUUUCGAAAAUAAGAGAUAACAAACUUUAAAAACCGGCUAAAGAAUGAAGAAAAGAUUGUUUUUCGGUUUCGUAUGUGCCGUAUUACUCUUUAUCGUAAUGACAUCAAACGAUAAUACUAUUGUGCAAAAAGUUACAAAUUUUAUUAUAACAGACAGCAAUGAUGUUUCAUGUUAUGAGAUCUCUACUACUUAUGGUUUUCCUCACUUGGAGUCUGAUUCUGUGAAACCUAUACUCGGAAAGAAUAUAUUUUUCCAUGAGACGUCCUGUUUCGAUGAAAAGGGAAUUUUUUUGAAUCCACGUCAGGCUUGUGCUGUAGAAUCGGCAGCUCUCAUGAAUCCAGAAAGUACAAUAUAUCUUUUAUUUCUUAGUCCUUCGCCGAUAUCCUUGGAAACGAAAGAAAUAAUAAAGCAAUUGUCGAGUUAUCCGAACAUCAAAAUUAGAAGGAUUUUUCCAGAAACUUAUACGAAAGACACGCCGUUGGAGGAUUGGUACAAAAGUGGUACCUUGAUGAAGAGUAAAUGGAGACGUAGUCAUAUGUCGGACAUUUUGAGAUAUUUAACUCUUUGGAAAUAUGGAGGAAUAUAUCUUGACUUGGACGUCGUCGUUACAACGUCAUUGGAAAAUUUAACAAAUUUUGCUGGUGCCGAGGAUUGGGAUGACGUAGCAGCCGGUGUUUUGGGUUUCAGUUCGAAUAAGCUUGGACGUCGUAUGGCGGAUGCCUGCCUUCGUGAUUUGAAAAAAAAUUUUCGUGGUAAUGAUUGGGGUAACAAUGGACCUGGUGUUAUCACGAGAAUUUUACAAAAAAUAUGUUCUACCAAAUACACUCGAGAUAUGUCGGUGUCACGUUGCCACGGCUUCAAAGUUUUUUCACCUUCUGCUUUCUAUCCGAUUCAUUACAAAAAGUGGACAAAAUAUUUUGAGGAGAAGAACAUUAAUUCAACGAUGGAGAUAUUGAAACAAGCUCGGGUGAUACACGUGUGGAACAAACUCAGUAAAUCGAAGAAAAUUCAUGUGAAUAGCAACGUUCCUUACGUCGUUAUAGCUCGUAAAUAUUGUCCGAAAGUAUUUUCGAAUUGUGGUAAUACCUUUUAAAAAAUCGGACAAGAAAUCAAGGAAGUGAAUUUUAACAUAUCGGUGACUGUUUUAAUACAUUUAUUAUCUCGUUUACUUUAUUUUCAUAACUUUUAUUAACAGUUUAUUUUUUUUACAAUUUAUAUAUUUUUUGUUUAUAUAACGAAGAGAUAAAUAUGAUAUAAACAUAGAAAAAAAAGAAAACGUAAAAUUAAUUCUUCUUUUAUAAUUCUUUUGUGUUUCAACGAACGUAAUUUUAUUAUAAUUAAUUGUUUUUACAAUAUUAAUUAACAUUCGACAAAUUAAUAGAUCUUUUACGUUUGUACAAAUUUAAAAAAAGUUUUUCAAUUUUAUGAAGAAUUAAUUUACCUUGUAAUUUCAAGAGAUAAUGAAGUACACACAUAUCAAACAAUAGAUUUAAGUUUAUAAUAUCAAAGAAAUAGGACGUUGAUGUGUGCGUUAUUAUUAUCCAAAGAACAAUAAUAACUUAUUGCAGAUAUAGUUACAUAUCUAUAUAUACGUAGUUAUACGUGUAUAGUUCGUAUAUUAGUAUUAACAUAAAUAUCAUUAGAUGAGAAAGAUAGAAAGAAAAUAAAAAAGAAGGAGAGGAAUGUAUUUCUUGUAAGUAAUAAUCAUGAUUGUGAUUAUUUGUCACGAUAUCAUAUCAUAUCAUUUAGAAAAGCAAUGAAUUAUUAAGAAUCUGAAAUGUAUUUUAUCGAUAUGAAAUGUUUAUUCAAAGUUGACAAUUUUACAAACUUUUUACAUGCAAGAAGUGGAAACUUUUCUGUGACACAAACAAAAAAGAAAAUAAAUGAAUAAAAAUAAAAUAAAAUAAAGUAAAAUAAAAUAAGAAUAUUGAAAAAGAAAGAAAGAUAAUAGAUAUGGGAUACAAUAAUAAUAUUCAAGGAGAUAAUAAAUAAUGGACUUAACAUGUUAAACAGAAAAAAUUUUCAUGGAUGUGUAUGAAAAUUAUUUUAAUUAAAAAUGAAAUGAUUAGGGAAUGAAGACAAGAACGUUUAGAUAUAAGUUAAUAAAUUGUAAAAUGAAUAAUUAGAACAUAUAAUGUUUUUUUUUUAAUUGGAAUGGGAAAGAAAUAAUUAAUUUAUUCUUUUAUUAGAAGAGAAAUUAAAUUUUCAAAUUGAAUGGUCAACAAAUUAAAAUUAAAGUGUGUUUUGGCACGUGAUUGUUAAUUAAUUGAAUAGAAUCUAUGUAUGUGAGUAGAUAUUUUCAAAUAAAUACAAAAUAUUAUUAUACGAUAGAUUUGUGAAAAAUAGAUAUGAAAAUAUGUGAUGGCAUAACGUUUUUAUAGAGAAUCGAUUUUCAUUGUGUCGUCCUAAUAAAUACAAACAAUUAAGAAAGGAAAAGGAUGACAGAUUAAUAGCAAAUUUGAAAAAGUAAGAAAGAAAAAUAUUAAUAAGUGUGACAAUCCCCUUCUACGUUUCUCAUAUAUAAUUAUCAUACGAAAAAAGUUAAUGUUCAUCCUUAUUAAUUGUAAGAUUACGAUCAACUAAUAACAUAUUAUAGAAGUAGAAUAGUACGAUUUAUUAUACCGUUUAUUUUCGAUUCAUCAUUAGUUUUAAAAUUAUUUAAUUUACCAAAAUUUUUAAUCAAUUUAAAAUUUUAGUAUCAUUGUAUUUUUUUAUUGAAUGUUCAGCAAAACUUUAUUUAUUUCACAUUAGAAUAUCGUUGCGCGAAGAACAAUCUUUAAAAAUCUCUUUUCUAAGCAAAACAAGAAAAAAAAGAAAAACAAAGAAUAAUUUAUUACGUUAAGAAAUUUAAUUGAAAUAAAAAAAAAAAAUAUAUAUAUAUAUAUAUAUAUAUAUAGACAUAAACGUCGUAUUUUAACGUGCCAUUCGUGUCAUCGAUUAUUGGACAUAUAAACCGCUUGCUGUUUAUCAAUAGCGCUUAUGACUUUCGUGAAAAAUCAAUAGUGAUAAUAUAUCAGUAUUAGACCAAUAAUCGAACCAUGUUCCUAAAGAGCUUGACACAGUGUAUAACUGUAAAACGAAAUAAAAUUAAAAUCUUGUUUCCUGUUUUCUAAAACUCUAUGUUUUUCGUAAAUAAAUAAAGAGAGAGUUCCUUUUGGAU
This is a messenger RNA of Vespa mandarinia (Asian giant hornet), 4053 nucleotides long. Its product is annotated as alpha1,4-N-acetylgalactosaminyltransferase 1-like. Lineage: Eukaryota; Metazoa; Arthropoda; Insecta; Hymenoptera; Vespidae. Gene Ontology annotation, biological process: glycosphingolipid biosynthetic process. The record is from RefSeq and is a predicted model, not a curated record. Gene Ontology annotation, molecular function: alpha-1,4-N-acetylgalactosaminyltransferase activity.